GUAGUGUGUCUCCUGAGACUGGUUCUCAUAAUGUCAGGAAUAGCGUCUCGUAUCAAGAAGUGCAGGGAGCGUGCGGCCGGAAUCGGCUCCUGGGAGCAACCUGUGAAAUUUCUCAAACAGGAUUACGAAGCGCUCCGACAGCAGUGCUUGGAAACGGGAAAUCUGUUUUGUGAUGAGUCUUUCCCCGCGUGUCCUUCAUCCCUGGGCUACAAUGAACUCGGACCUGACAAAACUAAAGACGUGGAAUGGAAACGCCCGGGAGAUCUGUGUAAAAACCCUGAAUUUUUAAUUAAAGGAGCAACACGUACGGAUAUCUGCCAGGGACAGCUUGGUGACUGCUGGCUUUUGUCUGCUAUUGCAUCACUGACCCUGAACAAUGAACUUCUAAGCAGAGUGGUGCCUGAAGGACAAGAUUUUGGCUCUGAUUAUAAAGGAAUUUUCCAUUUCAGGUUCUGGCAGUACGGAGAAUGGGUGGAUGUGGUGAUCGAUGACAGGCUUCCCACGAAGAAAAAUAAGCUGAUAUUUGUGAAGUCAGAUACAACGGACGAAUUCUGGAGUGCUCUUCUGGAGAAAGCCUAUUCAAAGUUAAAUGGGUCCUAUGAAGCACUAAAAGGGGGAUCUGUGACUGAGGGGUUUGAAGACUUUACAGGAGGAAUUUCAGAGCGGUAUGAACUAAAUGAAGCACCAAGCAAUUUCUUUAAGAUCAUACAAAUGGCAUUGCGAACUGGGUCACUACUUGGCUGUUCCACUGAAAGCUCAGCAGGAAAGCAGACAUGUACUUCGCAGAAUCUGGUCAGAAGUCAUGCUUAUUCUAUAACUGGAGCAGAAACAGUGAGCUAUCAAGGUAAUAAAGAGAAAUUGCUGCGGAUCAGGAAUCCGUGGGGCCAUAAAGAAUGGACCGGAAGAUGGUCUGACAAUGCACCAGAGUGGAAAGAGAUCCCCCUUGAAGAAAGAAAACGCCUUAAUGUCAACUCGGAAAACGGUGAAUUCUGGAUGGCAUUUUCCGAAUUUCUAAGUAAUUUCUCUCGAGUGGAAAUCUGCAAUCUCACCCCUGACACACUUGCCAGUGAUGAAGUUCAUAAAUGGAAUGUGGUUGUUCACAAUGGGUCCUGGAGAACUGGAUCUUCUGCAGGGGGAUGUCGAAACUACCCAAAGACAUUUUGGACAAAUCCUCAAUUUAAGAUCCUUCUGAAUGAACCAGAUGAAGAUUCUGAUGAUGAAGAUAAGUUGUGCGGUUUUCUAGUUGGGGUGAUGCAGAAGAAUCGUAGACGGCAAUGGAAAAUGGGAGUGGACGGCAACAGCAAAUGGGAGAAGAUAGGCUUUGCUAUCUAUGAGAAUAUUCCCUUUCAUAUGAUACUCUGGAUGGAGCAUCAGUAUAAAGACCAAACUAGUAUUCAGCUGAAGAAAGAAUUUUUCACAACCCACUCGCCCUGUGCUAGACCAGAAAACUUCAUCGGACGGCGAGAGGUCAUGAUGCGCCAUGCUCUUCCACCUGGACAAUACCUCAUUGUACCAUCCACUUUUGAGCCAAAUAAAGAUGGAGACUUUGCAGUCCGUGUAUUCACAAUGAAACAAGCUGACAUACGGGCAAUAGAUGUUGAAGUUGGUGCAUUUCUGGAGGAUGAGGAGGUUGAUGAAGAUGAUAUUAGUAGGAACUUCGAGAAUUUGCUUGAUUAUUUACCGGGAAAGGAUGCGGAGAUUUCUGCCUUUGAGCUGCAAAGAAUACUGAACAGAAUUGUAUCCAACCGUGAAGACAUUAAAACUGAUGGCUUUAGUUUGCAGACUUGUCGAAAUGUGAUCAGUCUAAUGGAUAAAGAUGCAUCAGGAAAAAUUGGACAACUGGAAUUGAAGCUGUUUUUGAACAAGUUACAGAAGAUGCUGAAAAUCUUCAAGAAGAUGGAUGCUGAUGAAUCUGGUACCAUGAAUUCACAUGAAAUGCGACUGGCACUUGAAGAAGCAGGUUACACGCUGAACAAUACAGUGAUUGAGAACAUUGUUGCACGUUAUGCAAACUCUGACCUGGUCAUUGACUUUGAUGAUUUUGUUGGCUGUUUGAUCCGAUUGGAAACCAUGCUCAAAAUGUUUAAACAAUUAGACCCAGAUGAUAAAAGAGAAACAGGGCUUGAUAUAUAUCAGUGGCUGUGUCCGAUACUGACCUAAGAUGCUGCUACGUUACAAGAAGGCAGUCUUCAAUCAAUCACCAGAUACUACAGUGGACAUCUCUGAACUUUAAAGGAAUAACAUGAAAACUAAAAUAAUUACAUUAAUUGGAUAUCAUGAAUGGGCAUAGAAUGAAGGGAAUAGGGGCCUGAUUUUGUUAGUGUAUUGCUAUCCUGUCUUUUAUUUUAAGGUGAUUUGCUACACAGCAAUGUGGGAAUCAAAACUAUUUCAAUCCAGAUCAUAUUUAGCAUCAAUAUUCCUGAAAAACAUCUUAAAUUAGUUACACCUUAUAUUUACAGCAGCCACAUUGUAUCAGUGAUUUACUAAUGAUUAUUACCUUUUUUAAGAAUGUCCAGAUAUUCAAAAAUCAGCAAAUCCUUUCUUUAAGUCUAUAAAUGUGGCACAAGUAGAUCACAAUCACGGUGAUCAGAGAAUUGUGUUUUGGAAUCUUAGUUUAUGAAACAAAUAUAAUAUUCAAAUGGAACUGGCCUUUUACAUUUAGAAGCUGUUUGUUUUGUAGAAAAUAGAAAUGUUUUCCAAAUUGACUAUUGAAAAAAAUGCAGAAAACUAAUUUAAUUUCCAUUAAAUUGCUGGAUGCUUUUGGUACAGGCAUUUAAUACAAAUGAAAAUAUGCUUCAAAUUUUAAAAACUGCUUUUAUCUGCACAAUUGUAUCUAAAAUUAAAUACAGAAUAU
This is a messenger RNA of Hypanus sabinus (Atlantic stingray), 2854 nucleotides long. RefSeq names its product calpain-2 catalytic subunit-like. Gene Ontology annotation, cellular component: cytoplasm. The transcript has 21 exons. Bases 31 to 2160 code for a protein of 709 amino acids. Gene Ontology annotation, biological process: proteolysis. Gene Ontology annotation, molecular function: calcium-dependent cysteine-type endopeptidase activity; calcium ion binding. NCBI's taxonomy places the organism in Eukaryota, Metazoa, Chordata, Chondrichthyes, Myliobatiformes, Dasyatidae. The record is from RefSeq and is a predicted model, not a curated record.